Messenger RNA from Ostertagia ostertagi, 864 nucleotides. The record is from the annotation of a GenBank genome assembly. NCBI's taxonomy places the organism in Eukaryota, Metazoa, Nematoda, Chromadorea, Rhabditida, Trichostrongylidae.
AUGGGGAAGGUAGUUCCGAUAAAAAAAAAUCAUGGACCAGUGGCUGAAAGAUUUGAUAUUGGGCUGAUCAGUUAUUGUAUUAACUUUUUGCAGCACGUUCCCGGUCAUAAACGAAGUGGAGUGCAGUGGAAAAUUCCGCUUUUCCUUCGAGAUCCGCUCACACUGAAACCGACAGUGCACUGGCUGAUAGAGAAUAACACAGCAAUAAUUGACCUGGGCACUGACAUCGUGCUGGAUCGAGAAGGACGCAAUUUUGUACGGGUGAGAUAUGACACGGCCUUAUACCUCGAAAUUACGGCACGACUUCAUGCAGACGCCAACUGCAUACCAGUUGCGGCAAGGACUCGUCUCAUGGAUGACUCCUUCACUUUGGCCGAAAUCGGGAAUCUCUCCUAUGUUCACGCACUAAACAUCUCGGUUUAUCUCAGAAAAGAGGACUUCAUCAUAACAAUUCUGGAACCAUUGUUCGAACAUUUCCGGCAAAAUCCAGUCUCUAACGAAGGAGUGAAGCUGCAUGAAGAGCUACUCAGUGAUCUGCGAAGUACGGUAUUCUCUCGGGUCUGCUUAAAUGGCUACUCCACCUGUUUCUCGUAUUCCCAAGCUCUCAUGGAGAGAUUGAGGUUAUCCUGUGCCAACGCAAUGCUCAGCAAUCGGACGUGCAAUGUGAUACCACCGUACCUUCGUCAACCGAUUUAUGCGACAGCUGUGAUGUAUGGAGACGAGGAAAUGUUCGAAUUCUUGCAUUCCAAAUGGGAGAUGGAAGUCUAUCAAACGGAACGGGAACGAAUUUGGAUUGCGCUAGGAGCUAGCAAGAAGAAAGAACACAUUCACAGGUCAGAGAAGGUUUUGAAGGCAAUGAGCUAA